Messenger RNA from Aethalodelphis obliquidens (Pacific white-sided dolphin), 7871 nucleotides. RefSeq names its product microfibril associated protein 3 like (gene MFAP3L). NCBI's taxonomy places the organism in Eukaryota, Metazoa, Chordata, Mammalia, Artiodactyla, Delphinidae. The record is from RefSeq and is a predicted model, not a curated record. The coding region runs from base 2142 to 3113 and encodes 323 amino acids. The transcript has 2 exons.
CAUUGUAACAAAUUCAAUAAAGACUUUGAAAAUGGUCCACAUCAAAAAAAUCUUAAAAAAAAAAAGAAAGCCCAGAGGCUAACACUGCGUCUCCUUAGGUACCGGGUGAUGGGGUGUCUGACACGUCCAGGCUUCGGCUCCCAGUCAUGCCCCGACAUUCACUGCCUGUGCUGCUCCUUACACGGCCGUUCAAGGCCAGGCAGCGUCAUGCAGCUUCUCCCCUCCAGUGCAAGUCUCAUGGUCACGAAAAUACCAUGUGUACGUUUGCAUGCUUCACCUGGCAGAGGGGAACUCCCUCCCCACCAAGUAAAACGAUGGGACCGCAGAACUUUCCCAUUAGAAGGGACCCUGGAGACAGUGCAGUCCCAACCCCUCUUUUAUGUGACUUUUCCCCGGUCCUGUGGUCAUUAAGUGGCUGUGACUGGACCGUCCGUGCUGACAGUGGGCAGAUGGGACGGCGCAGCCCCUUCCUCCUACUGCAGGACAGGAUGAAGUGACGUCACACCUGUGCAGGGGCGGUGACCAUGGCAACGUGUACACACUCAGGUCCCUGGACCCCACCGGGUCUUUCUGCUGGGCUGGCCUCAGGGAGGAUUCUCGGGGGACCAGGGACUCCAGACCGAGCCUGCGGCUCCCGUGGGCCCGGAGCAGAGGUGGUCCCGGGUAUAAAGACCCAGGGUGGGGCUCUGAGCCCUGUAUCCGGGAGAGGAGGGAAGCGUGGGAACAGAGUGGGGCUGGGGCCUGGACCUCAACCGUGGCUUUGUGAGGGCUGCCUUGGAGUCGUAGUGGCCCCGCCAGGGAGAUUGCGCGAAGUCUUGAUGGUAGGGGUCCAGCCUUGGCAAGUGGCCUCCGUAUGUCGUUUCUCUCAUUGGGAGGUUGGCAGAGCCGGGGUCCCCUGGGCUCACUUCUCUUCCGUCCGUGGGCGCCAAGAGAGGAAGGGGCAGACACCAGUGCCUCGGAGACAGAGCCUGGGCGCAAGGCGGGGCAUCAGAAGCCUCUGGGCAUGCUUGUGGCCAGUGGCCGUGCUGAGAAAUCCGUUGGCUGUUCUCAAACCUCGUAAGGAAAACACACUGUGGAGUUUGUAAAAGAACUGGUGAUCCUGGCCCUUGAUGUUCCAGCUCAGCUUUGGUAGUCACCGUACAUAGUAACAGGCAUUUCAGGACACAAGUAACACGGAGCAAUAUUCAGACCAACCAGGCAAGACAGGGGAAACGGCAGAACAUUUAUCCUCAUCAUAAAAUACGUGCAUGGUGGUGCCACUCGAGGACCCGUGGUCUCUCAGUCUCCAUUUCUGACAGGAAGAUGCCCACGUGCUAACCAGGAUGUAGAUUUCCAUUUCUGGGCUGAUUGGCCAGGAGUUUAAAUGCAGCAGGGUUGAUAACAAGGAGGUGAUUGAUACAGAAUGGAAAAUGGUGCUCCUACGUAGGAAUGUUACCUGUGUACACAGUAGACCACUGCUGAAAGCAAACAAAAUGAGUGUAAUUCCCGUUAGCAGCCACUCCCGUUGACUAAGCCCUCGUACCACGUUGCACACCUUGUUUCUGGUCCUUCCAGUGAGUGUGAGGGUUUGGUGGCCUUGGUGCUCACACAUCCAGAUGAGAAGCGGGUGCGUGGUGCCCACUGUGCCCACCAGCACCUGCUCGUCCUCCAGGUCUCGGCAGGCGAGGGGUGGUGAAAGCCUCUGACCAGACGGAGUGGACGAGAGGCUGGAUGGUCGCUGCACCAGCCCCGUCACCGUCACAAAGAGGCAGGGUUAGGACCCCGCCAUGAUCUGCGUACGAGGCGUGCACACACCCAGGUGUGUUCAGAGCCGUCUGGCGAGUUGCCCACCACGUGUGCUCUGUGAUUCCAGGAGGAGUCCCGUUUCUUGUUGGUGCUGAGAAAGUGAGACGGCUGUUCCCGGCGCCAGCCCCGCAGGUGCUAGAAGGGACGGGCUCUUUCCUGUCCCUGGCAGGGGCAGCAGCUGCUUUGCUCUGUGUCCCUCGUGCUGUAACUUCAUUCCCACAGAUGAGGAGAGGCUAAUGUGUGAGCUAUUUCCGGAGGAAGACUUUUUUUGGAGUUCACGGAAGGACACGUUUGGGGUGGUCCACCAACCAUGUUACAGAAAUAACCCACAAGUCCAAUAACAUGAGGAACCACAAAUGGCCACAGAAUGUCCUGUUUUCAGUUUUCCUUUUGCUGGAGGAAAGUGGCAGAUGCACGACGGCCUCCUGAACAUCACCAAGGUGUCCUUCACGGACCGAGGUCGAUACACAUGUGUGGCGGCCAACGUCCACGGCACCGUGAACAACACGGUGACGCUGAGGGUGGUCUUCACGUCGGGGGACAUGGGCGUGUACUACAUGGUGGUGUGCCUGGUGGCCUUCACCGUGGUGCUGGCCCUCAACAUCACCCGCCUCUGCAUGAUGAGUAGCCACCUGAAGAAGACCGAGAAGGCCAUCAACGAGUUCUUCCGUACAGAGGGCGCCGAGAAGCUGCAGAAGGCCUUCGAGAUCGCCAAGCGCAUCCCCAUCAUCACGUCGGCCAAGACAUUGGAGCUGGCCAAGGUCACACAGUUCAAGACCAUGGAGUUCGCCCGCUACAUCGAGGAGCUGGCCCGCAGCGUGCCGCUGCCCCCGCUCAUCAUGAACUGCAGGACCAUCGUGGAGGAGCUCAUGGAGGUGGUAGGGCUGGAGGAGCAGGGCCAGAACUUCGUGCGCCACGUGCCUGAGGGCCAGGAGGCCACCAGCGGGGACGAGGUCUACACCAUCCCCGACGCCCUGCAGCGGAGCGAGUCCCCCACCGCUGACUCAGACGCCUCGUCGCUGCACGAGCAGCCCCAGCAGAUUGCCAUCGAGGUGUCCGUGCACCCCCAGGCCCGGAGGGAGCCCACGGAUGACCGGGACGGGGGGCCCCUCGAGGCCAGAGAUGAGGAGGACACCGAGCCCUCGGCCGAGCACUCCCCCGAGUCCGCGGCGCCUUCCACCGAGGUCACGUCCGCGGCGCUGACCUCCGAGGAGCCCACGCCUGUCGAGGUACCGGACCGUGUCCUGCCCCCAGGUCUCCUGGAAGCCACAGAGCCGGCCGGGGCGUGCGACAGCAACGCCCGCGUCGUCUAUGAAAGCCAUGUCUAACAACGCCCCCCCGAGAAGCUAUGCACACCCCGAGAAUCAGGGCCCCCCCCCCCACCCCCAGGGCCAGAUGCAGUCCGCCCUCGCCGCUAAGCCUUACCGGAGACGCCUGUCCCGUAGGUAGGAGCCAGGCCCCUUCAGAAGGGAGCGCCUGCGUGCAUGCUGUGUGCCCGGACCGCGCCCCACGACGGAGGAUGCAAGCAGCGGCAGGGUGCAGAGCCGGCGACCUUGGGCAGGUGUCUGUGCGCGCGGCAUGAAUCUCAGAGGCUCUUCUCUGCCAGAUACCUUAAUCACUGAUGCCCUUUUGGUGUGAGAGACUCUGAGGUCAAGAGCCCUGUCCAAUGCACACUGCAGCGCUUUUCCUUUAAAAAGUUAUAGGUCUGCUACGAGAGCAACUGCACGUCCGUGGGUCUGUUGCACUUUCUUCUCAGUUUUAACCCCCCUUCUCCGUUCCCCUAUAACCGAGUCGUUGUUAUACGGUUGCUAAUCAUUCCUUCUGGUUUCGUCCCCUUUGCCACUUUGUCCUUAUUUCUCUCCCCCCACCCCCUCGAACCCCCCGCCAAGCUUUUACCUCAGAGGCUUUGGUGUCAGGGCUGAUACCCACGAGUCAUCUGUGAUGUUCCAAAGCAGUUACCAGCCUCGUGAUUUUUGUCAUUUCCCAGGCCUGUCUCCAUCCAUUGCUUUGUUUGUUUGUUUCCAAUGAAGCUACUGUUGUGAAACUGAGAAAGAAAAAAAAAAAAACCUUGCCCAGGAUAGCACUUUAAUAGCCAAAUAAAAAUGUGUUGCCUGUCCGAUUCUGAGAGCCUUUAGGUGAGCUCAGCUGAGGUGGCAGGGAGACUGUAAACUUGAAUUUACCCAAACUGUCCAUGAAAGAUGCUGUUUUUACGUGUAAGUAACGUCAUCCUCCAAACACGGCUGCUGCUUGAUCUGGAACGCAUGGUGCGUCCAGAGACAGAGGCAUCUGAGGAAUCCAUGUAGGUGUAGAAUGUGGGCCGCCAGGGGCCGUCCGGUGACCCAAACACUUGGUUUGGGGCAGCAAGUGUGAGGGUCCGUGGGAUCGCCUAGCCAGGCCCACUUCCCUGAACUGCAGGGCUAUCUUGUCCGUCCUUGAAGGGGAGAGUGAAAGGUUCGGGUGAUGGCCUCCAAUUUCACGCCAGAAUUCUUGAAUUAAUUGUGUCCCACAAGAAAGCAGUUGUACGUGCGGCAGAAUGAUGUUAUAGAAACGACAAAACCAGUCACCCAAAGGCUAGCGUCUCGUCUGAUGGUGCCAGUAAGCACCGCAGGCUUUGGGCAGGUGGGGCCUCCGUUCCUUCCCUGGCAGAGGGACAGACCAGACGGGCUCGAGCUCCAUCUAGAUGGUCCCCUCUCCCGCAGAAUCACCUGGCCCUCCUCUCCAAUUACUCGAAAGAUUUUUCACUUUCCUCUCUGGUUCCUCUAAUCUUCUUUAUGGUGAAAGUUAGUAUUGAUGCAAAUCAAGAGGUUCGGUUUCAAAAACUCAAAACCAAAAUCAUUAGGGCAGCGUCUGCAGUUUAGAUGUCGACGUGGAAGAAUGAGAGGUAUUAGUUCCUUUCCAUUUAUGAGCAGGGGAGCCAUAACCUUGAAGUCGUCUUGAGGGUCGCAGCCACAUCAUGGUUUCCAUGGAGGUUCGCUGGGCCACACGGAUCGUGAGAGCAGACCUGAUGUUUAGUCCUCACUCUCGCUAUCUGGAUAAGUGACCUUCGACACCCCCCUGGGUUUAAUCUUUCUCAUCUGACAAACACGGAGGUGGGACUUGAUGGGUCCCCAGAUCCCAUCCGGCUCAGACAUUUUAGAGUUUUAUGGAAAGUUUGUGAUGGCCCCCCUUGCAGGAAACAAGCAGUCUUGGGAGCAAACAUGGGCACGUGAGGUUACUCUUGCCGCCAACCUUCACAGCAAAAGCAUCUGAAUCUGUAGCUGAGGGCAGAGGGUUUGGCUUCAGGGGUUUCUCUAUGUAUAGAUAACUGGUGUGACAGGUGGUCUGACAAGACUCAGUUGGAUCAGAGUCCUCUUGGCCUCAGAUGACCCAUUACCAUCAGGUAGGAGAGUCUUGGGUGGUCACAUAAAAAGUGAGUCGUGAACGGUCCAGAGAAACCUUGACCUCCCACUUGCACUCUCUGGACGAGGGUUUUCUGUAUUGGGGUUGCAGAAGAGUUUUAUCUCCACCUCUUAGAAUUUUCCACUUGUCAUGGAGGUCAGCAGAUUCUUACCAUGGAUCUGUACGCCCAAAGCAACAGCAGGGACCCACACUCAUUUUGUGACAUUGCGUGAACUUUUUCCCAUUCUGUCCAGGUCUCCCUCCACCGAAACCCAUGUGCACAUUUCCACGUGGAAAUUACAGGAAAAGGCAUCUAUCUCUCCCAUCUAGGCACUGAUGAGGGAUAGAAAGUUAAAAACGGGCAGAUUUUUUAUGGAGCAGGAGCAGAAACGUGUGACCAAAGAAUGUUUUCAGGUUGGUUUUAGCUUCUUUAGACUGGCGAGAUUAUAUAGAUUUUUCAAAACCUUUCCCCUCUUUAAGGCAUCAGAAAGCUCUUGAUAGAAUAACAGCCAACCAAAGAGGAGGCUGGCUUACGACGAAGAUUUCUCUGUCCAGAAAGGCUACACUCUUCCUGUUCGUCCUGUAGCUUCUUUACAGAAUAGGAAAGCUCUCCUGCUAGAAUAUGGAACAGAGGUGAUCUCGUGACUUUGGGCUGAUUUUUCAAAGAUAAACCGUUGAGCUUCAUAGAAAUCCAUAAAAGUAUGGCUGCUUGUGAGCGUGUGUGUGUGUGUGUGUGUGUGUGUGUAUAUGCACACAUGCAUACGUCAGACUCAUUUGGGCAGUUUUAACAGCUUAGCACUAAAUCCCAAGCCAUGUCCUUUGGGUCUUAGGUCAUUAUUCUCAAAAGUAAGCAGUUUCUGGUUUCUGAGUCAUCUGGUCAUAUCUCUAGCGAUUUUUUUUUCUUGAAGUUCUGAAAAUGAUUCAGAUAUGUGUGCAUAUUUAAUUCACUUAGAUGAUCUGUAAACUUGGAUGGUAUUUAUUCUAAAUGGGAAAAAAUUUUAUACUGCAAAUCUAUGUAAUUUAUAAUGGUUUUGUUUUAUAUAUUAUAUUUUCAUAUUUUUAGGGCACAUCUAUUCUCAUCUUUUUGUAUAUCAUGCUUGACAAAAAGAACUAGUAAUACUUGACUAAAUCUCUAGGAACCAAAUGUGACAUCUAUAAUGUAUAGAAAUCGCUCGGAAAGUAACUGAAUGUCCUUACCCAUCCUGAGCACUAUUGUGCUGUGUCAUUACUCCCGGAAUGAUGGCUGGUGAGCGUUUCUUUUUUCAAAACCAAGCCAAAAGGCCUGGCCUCCCACACAGUGGAGUCUGGAAUCCUUCCCUUCUUUAUCUUUUUCGUUGUGUGUUUCAUUUUUAAUUGUAGACAUCCCGUGUUGUUCAGACUUCCUUUGAAGGGCAAAUGUGAGAUAAGAAAGCAACUUGAUUGAAAGACUUGGCUGGAAGGAUGGCUGUGUAACUUAUUCACUGGGCUGGUAACAUUUCUCAUCUAAUGGUUGGAUUGUUCUUUAUUGGUGAUCUCAGAGCUGUUCAGCUGUUUAGCUCGUGAAGAAAAUGUUAGGCAGACAGAAUGUUUGCAAGAUUUGGACAGACAGCCUCUAAAUGUAGUGCAGCCAACACAGACCAGCUGAGCCUUAGAAACCCCGGUCCCAGCCAGUGGACGAGCCGUUUCAGAAGGCGAAUCAGACUCCUGUGUGUGCAGGUUGAAUUUCAGUGUUGUACCAGUGCUAAAACUCUUCAAGGGCAGCCCCUGUGGUUCUGUGAACAGGGGUUUCCUCCCAGUGUUUCACUGGGUAAGAAAACGGAGCAUUUCCUUUAUCUUUCAGAUACUCUAAUUUAUACUCAGCGCAGUUCAGCGACUACUUCCCUGUACCUGUCUUCACGUACCCUUUUGGCAGUCCUUUUAGAUCAUAAUCCUGGUUUCUGUUCUUGCUUUUUAAGCUAAUUCAUUGGUACUCUUUACAUAGCCAGCAGAUCUCAUUGUAUAUUCACACACGUGUUUUGAGCACCUGUUACCUUCACGGUGUUAGUCAUUUUUACAUUCACCUAUUGAUUUAAAAAUCUUUUAGUAGAUAACAGAGUUCAUCUUCCUAAUGACCCUUAGGGUUAAACCAGUGAUUAACAAGGUUUGAAUUAAACAAAUCAGUGGUGGGGAAAAAAUAGAAAAAAACAAUUGCUUCUUAUGCUUUCUGAAGGACUGAGUGUCUGUUAGACAAGAAAAUGUUGUAUGAGGGUGAUAAUGAUCUUUCACUGAGAUAUUUUAGAAAUGUCAUUUUUAAGGGGACUAAUGCUUAGAAUACCACAGUCGAAACUGAAGCUCAUAGAGAAUGUAAAAACAGAAAGCAAAUAGUUCUAAGAAUAUUCUGGCAUAAAUUAUUUUUAUUUAACGAGGAAUUGAAACCUUCAUCGUAUCUCUCAGACACCCCAGCACCGCUCACAGAAGGUGCUGGCGCUUAACGUUUGAUGUGCUAUUCCUCUGGUUCUGGAAUUUCUUUGUUAAAGCCAGGAAAUAAGAUGGAAAAAUGUAUCUGCGCGGAAAUGUCAAACUGUUGAUUUGUGAGCUAUAAAUGUUCACCUUUUAAGAAUAAUUUAAAGGUAUAAACAAAUGACUAAUAUUUAAAUUGAUAUAGCAGCAAAAAAGCAAAAAAACAUGUGAGCCAUCCUGUAUUUUGGUUGUUGCUUUAAUAAAGGAUUUGCACAGGUGUGCUGAGCGUG